UCGGGGCGAGGGGCGCCCUUUUCUUCGUCUCCGGCCGCUCCGCUCCCGGCUGGGGGCCGCGGGGUGGGGGCCAGGCCGGCCCGGAGGCUGGGCACCCCGCCCGCCCGCGGCGGGAGGACGGCGUCGGCCGCGCGCGCGCCAUGAGGCUGCUGCUCGCCCUGCUGCUCCUGCGCCUGGCGGCCGGCGCGGCCCCGCCCGACGACAACAAGAUCCCCAGCCUGUGCCCGGGGCACCCCGGCCUCCCCGGCACGCCCGGCCACCACGGCGCCCAGGGCCUGCCCGGCCGCGACGGCAGGGACGGCAGGGACGGCGCGCGCGGGGCGCCCGGAGAGAAGGGCGAGGGCGGGCGGCCGGGACUGCCGGGGCCCCGCGGGGAGCCCGGGCCGCGCGGAGAGGCGGGCGCGGCGGGCGCGGCGGGGCCGGCGGGGGAGUGCGCGGUGCCCCCGCGCUCCGCCUUCAGCGCCAGGCGCGCCGAGAGCCGGGAGCCGCCGCCGCCGGACGCGCCGCUGCCCUUCGAGCGGGUGCUGCUGAACGAGCAGGGCCACUACGACGCGGCCUCGGGCAAGUUCACCUGCCGCGUGCCCGGCGUCUACUACUUCGCGGUGCACGCCACCGUCUUCCGCGCCAGCCUGCACUUCGACCUGGUCAAGAACGGCGAGGCCGUGGCCUCCUUCUUCCAGUUCUUCGGGGGCUGGCCCAAGCCCGCCUCGCUGUCGGGCGGCGCCAUGCUGAGGCUGGAGCCCGAGGACCAGGUGUGGGUGCAGGUCGGGGUGGGCGAUUACGUGGGCAUCUACGCCAGCGUCAAGACGGACAGCACCUUCUCCGGGUUCCUGGUGUACUCCGACUGGCACGGCUCCCCUGUCUUCGCUUGAUGCCCUCGCUCCCCGGGCGGGGGCCCCUGUCACGGGAGGCUGUGAGUGAGGAGGGGCGCCCUGCUGUCUGCUCAAGGCCUCUGGGAGACCCAGCCUGUGCUGGCAGGUGGGGUUCUCUGGCCCAGACCCCCCCCCCCCCCACCGCCCUCGGGUGCUCUCUCCCUAUACUCUGCUUCUCUCCCUCUCCCCUUGCCCCUCGGGCUCCUGGGCCCUUUCGGUGGAGGCCGUUCAAUAAAUCUACAAGCCCUG
Molecule: messenger RNA, 1121 nt
Organism: Pipistrellus kuhlii (Kuhl's pipistrelle)
Lineage: Eukaryota; Metazoa; Chordata; Mammalia; Chiroptera; Vespertilionidae
Gene: C1QTNF5
Product: C1q and TNF related 5
Exons: 2
Coding region: 141-872 (243 amino acids)
Molecular function (GO): protein binding
Source: RefSeq, a predicted model, not a curated record